Messenger RNA from Pocillopora meandrina, 6132 nucleotides. Lineage: Eukaryota; Metazoa; Cnidaria; Anthozoa; Scleractinia; Pocilloporidae. The record is from the annotation of a GenBank genome assembly.
AUGGUGUUUUGGGAAGAAAGACAGAAGACGAAUUUGGUUCGAGUAGUAAGGUUCACAGGUCAGUACUUUUUAUGUAGAACCAACACGACUAACGUAGAAACAAGAGGGCUGUGAUCGCGAUAAACCUUUAUUUCUGUCAGCGAUGCUGUUACCUGACUCAGAUAGGGAGUAAUCAGAACUAAGCCGGUUUCCUGGAAAAAUCUUGAGACGAAUACUCUUGAAUUUGGGAAGCGACUCUUAACAAAAUAAACGAUUGAAUGAAUAUUUUCAUUUAAAAAGCGUCAGUGCAGUGAGAUGCAUAUGAUUGGCAUUAUCAUCAAGACACAGGACUCAUUCGUAUUUGCCGUUGGUUCGUUUGGUACCGCGAUGCACUUGAAGAAUCUUUAAAGUAAAUAGUGAUCACUCAAUAUCAGUAAACUGAAAUAUACGGCUUACAAAUGUAAAUGCAGCUUAGUGCUAAGAACAAAGUUCAAUACAAUAUCUAUCUAAGUGUUUUUGUUGUGCGAUAGAACUUGACAUAUUCUGGCCAUUUCAAUUUGAUUGAUGACUGGAUUAAGGCAAGUUUAUGAAGGUCAAAACGCGUUGUACAAUAAUUUAUUGGUAAUCUUCUGACAUUAGUGUACAUGCAGCAUCCAUAUACAUAGCAACAACAGAUGCAAAUUCGUUGGUGUGUUAUGAAUGCCAUCGAAUUAAAAAGUGGCUAAGGGCUGAAGAUUUAGUAUACUAGGACAGCGGUAUCGCUUUUAGGACAAGUUUAUCAAGGAACUUUGCGAGCAAAGAGUGAAGAAUCGUGUUAACGUUAGCUUAACUUUCUAACCGCCGGUCUAUCUGCAUCUUUCCGUUUAAACAUAAAGAAUAAUGUUAGUGUGAUCGUAAGGAAAAACCCUUCCGGAAGUAGUAUAGAUUUUCACUGUUUUAUGUCAAUUUCGACCCUGCGUUGGUCUCCAUUCUCCUGCUCAAUCAACGGAUGCAAUUCCAAUUUUUGGCUCGCUUUACAUUUAUCAAUGCUAGAUUAACAUAAAAGCGAAUGGUACAACAUACCUCUAAUUUACUAACGCGUAAUGUCACUUUUUUUUCGUCCUAUCGUAGUUCUGGCGCUUCUCCUCAAAGAAGGAACAUGUGAUUCAAGUAAGUCCCGUCUUCAAUACUCAAGCUAAGUGUUUUAGUGUUUGACACAACACGAUGAGAGAUCCUUAUAUGUAAAGAACGUUCUCACUUUAUGUCAGAGUACAUCCGGCAUGACCACCUGCUUUUCACCUGUGCAAGAAUAUUAAUAUAAUUUUAGUCAAUCAACAUUCAUGUUUUCCGCGAGAAACUCAAGGAAGAGUCUUGCUCAUUACAGCACGUGAUCAUUUCCUCAUGAUUGCGCAAUUGUCUCUCGAUAAUUAGAUUUAUUUUUUUGCUUAUCCAUAACAAGUGUGUUGUUUACAAUUUUUUAACAAUUUGCUUCCAGCUUGGACGUAUCGUUUUCCUCACGCUUGAAAAAUGCUAUACAACGAAUUUGACUGGCUCGCGGCUUUUUCGACCGGCCUGUGAAUGAAAAUUUAUUUCACGCCUUUUAGUGCGUAUUUCUCAUCAUGUAGAUAAGAAUUAUUUUCCUUUAUUGACGAGCGCAGAGGUUAACUGAAACCUGCUGGGGUAAAUGACGUUUAUCGAUACAGUUACACGUUGCCAAAACAGAUGGCAACAUUUAAUAUUAGAGAGAAUAAUACGUUGUUUCCACAUUUUUUUUGCAAAACAGUUUGUCCCAAUGGUUUAAUAAACAUCACUGCAUCUAGCGGCAGCCUCAUAUAUCCCUCGUCAGGUAAUUAUGGCGUGAAUGUGACAAAGUGUUGGAAAAUUGAAGUUCCCGACACAUAUGCAGCAAUUGGUUUUCGUUUUUACAAGUAAGUAUAUCGUCGGUAGCCAGCUAAAAAAUUCCACUCUCCAAAACAAACCUAGAAAAUUAUGGAAAAUAGACAAGAAAGGUUCCUCUGUUCUCAACCUGUCGCAUUCCUUUAAAAAAUACGAUAUAGAGUUUCAAAGCUUCAGAUAUUUUGAGGGUUAGCUUAUCGAGGAAUGUGCACAUUUGAUCUGAUGCAGACAAGGCGAGCACGCCUUGCACCUCUUUACUCGGUGAAGAUACCUGUAGAACCAAAGCAACAGCAAUAAAUUCAAGAGGAGUUUAAUUCUUGACGACUCGAUCGAACUCUUCUGCAUACACGUGAUUGCCAGUGGUUUCUAAACAAAGUGUUACGAACAUAAUACAUUACGGACGGAACAACUAAUUACAAGAUUGGAAAUCAAAUAGAAAACGCUAAUGGCAUAGGGAAUAGGAAACAGUCAACGAAAGAACAAAAUACAUGACGACUGGCAUAAGAACAUACUCGCGAUUGCAUUUUAAGUCGAGCUCACGCUUUUCAUUUGCAUAAUCCGCGCGAAAGUCAAACUCAUAUGGAUAACCGCGCGGACUGGGGCUGGGCGGGGAAUCACUUUCUACAACCUGAAUUAUUCCAUUUAUUAUCCACUGUAGUAAGUAGAGUACAAAUAACGCGAGAAUCAAGCGAAUUUGGACAGGUUGUUAUUUUGUGCUAUAAAAAAAACCUGCUUAACAGGUCGACUGCGCUUGCGACGUUCCGCUAUCUGGUUCGCUUAAUAGCUUAUUAGAUGUUUUGGUGCGUGGAAUUGCUAAAUAUUUGACUCGACUUUUGUAUUUUGACUCACCCUGCGGGCUCGUCAAUAUACGGCACAGCUCUUAAAAGUGCGCAGAUACUACACACCAAAACGGCUGAUGAGGUAUAGUCAUCAUUGUGUCACUAAGGUGUCGCUCAACUACAAAUCCCCCCCUACCAAUUUUCCCUAUCACGACGACUUUGCCUCAUCAAAUAAGACACUUUCGCGUGGUAAGUUUUAGUGGUUCGGAGGAUUUUUGGAAGAAUAACAUGGUUUUCAGGGCAACAGAGGGAGAAUCAGUCGUCGCUAACAGAGUAUAAAGGGAAGACUAAAUAAAAUUGACUGCCAGUGGGGGGGGGGGGGAAUCAUAAGAAUAAUGCAGAACAUUUAAGGGGUAAAUUUGCUUCAUGAGCGUGUAAUUUGAUCGGGAGGUAUGAAAACUUACAACAAUAACCUGGUUAAUAAAUGUGUUUUAUGAAAUUUUGUCUAAUUUCGGGUCUAUACGAGCGUCUAAGAUUAGGCGAGGCAUCUAGCUGUCUAGAUUUGGAACCGUAACGCCCGGAUAAAGUGGAAUAAAACCAGUUACUCAAAGACUGGCCUUUACACCACUCAUGCAUUGGCAUGUGUUUUAACAUAGCAACAAUUUGUAUUUUAAUUGAACUUUGUUUUUUGGGAUGAAUAGGUAAAAAUGGGGCACUCCUGUUGUGUUUAAUGAGCGAUCACGAGCUAAACUCUGCAGAUAAAUUGCCGUCAAUUUACAGUUCCCCCUUUAUACUGUUUCGACGACUCAUCUUCCUUUCAUUCCCCUGAAAACCAAAAAUCUAUCUCUUCCCUCCCCCCUAUCCCCAACCCCAUCGCCCCAUCGGCCAGUCAGGACGGCAACGCAAGGGAAGACUUGGAUUAAAAAAUACAUUUCUGCCUUUAAUUAGAAUUUCAAGAAUGGCUGCAUGUGUUUACCGUCUCAUACGGUGCCACACCUCAGCUUCCGCAUAACGUAUAAAAGAAGCGUUGAGUUCCAAAUGGAAAUUAAAAUAAUUUGCCGUCGCAGUUUCGGUUCGCGGAAGACGCAAAUUGUGGUGAUUUCACGUUGUUGUUUUGCAUGGGACGGCUAAAAAAUGUACAAAGUUUUAAAACGCACGCGCUAAGCUAUUGUUCUGUCAAUUAGAUCUUUUGUUUUUCCAUGUCCUCGUUGCCGUGGCCGUCGUGGUUUGCUUAAGGUCCCUGUUGAUUCGUGAGGGAAGGAAGCCAGGUUAACUGUUUGUGCAAUUUUUUUAUCAGGUUUGACUUGGAAAGAUGCGAGAAUUGCAAAUGUGAUCAUUUUCAGAGUGGUGUCACCUACAAUAAUUUAGAUGUGCAAUCCAAAUCAUGUGGACGAUACAGUUUCAAUUAUUUAUACGAGUAUCUCUGGUUCGUCGAUUGGAGCGGUGGGAUUGCCUCUAGUGUUUCGGGAUCGACUGCCUACAUCCGUUUCGUGUCAGAUGGUACUGAACAUUACAGUGGAUUCAAUCUCACCUUUAUUGCUGGCUCCAGCGCUGGUGAGUAGUAAAUUUACAAAAAAAUCACACUAACUAACUAGCUAACCAAAAAGUGCACAAUUGAGCAACUGCAAACAAAGAUGAAAGUAAAUAUACUGUACAACAACAAGAAACAAAAAAUGUAUUUGCGCAAGAAGCUAUGAAUAAUUGACGCGCACAAAAUAGCUCGAUGCAAAUGAAUAUUGGGGUUCCGCUACUUACAUGCAGUGUCAUAAUCAGGCUGAAAAAAGAGUGGGAAUGAGUAAGAGUUACAGUAAAAACCUCCAUAGCUCAUGGUCACAGUCCACUUCCUAAACACAAGCGAGGAGAAUUGGAACUAGCACAAUAAGUUAUGGGGCUGACUUGAAGACGUUCGCGAAAAUAAUGUAAAGAAAUUCCCAACGUUUCCUCUGUUUUCUUGUUGUUGUUGCUGUUGUAUUUUAAACAUGUUUAAGUAGAGUCCUUUUAAACACCGAAAGGAGUUUCUGUUAGGGAAUAUAGAGGUCACUACUUUCUCAAAUGAAGAUAAAAAAAACCAAAACAAGCAUUUCUUCAUUUUUUCUAACUUUCAAACUGUAAAAAGCUACUAAAUAAAGGAGGUAAGUUUCUAAACAAACUGUUGUGCUGCGUCGGUGGGGAAGAAUAACAGGAUAAUUUGAUAAUAAAAAACUAAAUCUACUUUGCAGAAGGAGACGUAAACUAUCUGAAUGCCACCGAAGACGAAACUAUUACGUUUGGUACACCAAAGGCUGGCGCCGAUGAUUACCCUUCAAAUUACAAAGAACAAUGGUUUUUAAUUGUUCCUGAAGGAAGGCAGGUCCAGAUAGACUUUGUCUCGUUCAAUCUGGAGGACAGCACGGACUGCCAAAAUGACUAUGUUGAGUUCCGUGAUGCGCACGUUGUGCUUGGUGAUCCUAAAUCAAUAUCUGGUGAGUACGGUCCAAUUCUGACCAACCGCCUGUGUGGAAGUACAAAACCGAGCUCGAUACAGAGUCAAGGGAACAUCGUUUGGGUUCAGUUCAAGAGUAACAGGAACUCUACCACAGUGUACAAGGGAUUCAAAGCAACCUUUAAAGCAGGUGAAGUAUAAAAACCUCUCGUGGCGACGGGACUUCUCUCGGGACUGCUUGCGAUACUUUUUGGAGUUAGCCUUCAAGAGGGCUCUCCUAUUAAAGUGUCGCUGUGGUACAUUCUCGCUUUCUCGCGGCUGCAAAAGAAGAUGUUUCUCAACGUCACAUAUCAGCCUCUGCUGACCUCUUAAAGACAUCAUCAAACUUUGACAGUGAAUUCCCCCACCCCUUCCCCCUCCCCUCCCCUUCGACCCCAUUUAGGGUUGAUUCUGAAGGUGGGGAGUCCUUUUCGAGCCAUAUCAAUCGUAAAUAUUACGUUUGUGGCUUGUAUGUUUUCCCAAGGAUUGAGUAGACACCGCAAAAGUUUUCCAGGUGGGAGAAGUUUCCGUCACCAACUCGGCUAUUUCUAGAUUCUCCCGGCUUUUUUGAAAUAGGAAGUAAGCUAGAGAAGGAUGCGAACCGUGUUUUCAUCGCUUGACUCGACUUGCUCCAUUUCCUCAGCGUCAAAUAAUUGCAAUAGAGAGCUUUAGAACCGUGUUUUUUACUAAAUCAGUGCGUGUGACGUACUGCAAACCGUUAGGAGUCACGUGACCAAACUGCAGCGGUUUUGAAACUUCUAAAUUCUAACCUCUAACCACUAACCACGUUUUGAUGUUUACGGUUAACACACCGAACAUAAAUCUGAAACUCUCUAAUGACGUGUUGAGCAGGAACUUCAGUAGCAGAAAUGACUCACCUUAGAAAGUGUUAAAAGAAUUACACUCUAACUUUUUCUCAUUGUCUUGACUUUUACAGGCCAAGGAAGAUUAUUUGUUUCCAGCCCCUUACUCUGCUCUUCCUCUCCGUUUUGCUUGUGGUCGCAUCAAAGAACAGCGUGUUGUAAUUUCAUUAACUGA